ACCAUCCACAGGUUCAAAAUGACUAGUGUUAAAUUUUCUAGAUUAAAAACGAUCAAAUAUGACAAUGAAGGAAAUAUUGUUGUUGCUAUAGAAACAUAUGACAUGAAAAACAACUCCAAAACAGUUGGUGAUGACGUAAUAGUCGUUUGGGCCAGCCAAUCAGACGGGGACGGGCUUGUUUCCGGCCACGUGAUCGACCACAAAAAUGGCUCCUACACGGGCACAGUUAAAGUUUUCUGGACCGGAUUUACAAAAGUGAAUGUAAAAUUGGCCUCAUCGCUUGAAAAUACUUGCCUUCGACUGAAAGCCUUAAAGAAGUACGGAAAUACAGUCUUUGCGAUGCAGAAAGCGUGGGGUAUAAGAGGAACCUUCAGAACGAAUCUUAUUCGGGAGGAUACUGUUUGUGGGACCAAUCAAAAGAUUUUUGGUUUCAAAGAUGUGUGCAAUUUUACAUCCCUUAAUGGUGGUAUGUCAUGGUUUUGUGGAAAACCGAAACACACAAAACUACCAUGUUCCAGUAUAGAUUCGUUCGGUACCGGACGUAUUGAUACUAGUAUGGUAGGUCAGAGUGAAAGGAUACAAAAUAAUGGACAUGGAAUAUUUAACCAGAACUUAUUAUUAGAUAUACAAAACUAUCGCACGGGAAAGAGAAACUGUUCAUGCAGCUUGCGUCCACCAUUAUUGUCAUGGAAAGAAUCUGAGCCUAGCGGAUUCUGGUUAGAUAGUCAUUGGAAUUUUGUGAAAUGUUACAGCAGUAUUAAGCACGAUAUAGCUCCGUAUAGACAGUGUUUGAAAAAUAAAAAUGUUGUAAUUAUCGGAGACUCGACCCUGAGACAGUACGCGGCAUAUUUUAUCAGAUACAUUUUAGGACUUGGACCUGUUGAUAUGAAAGGUUCAAAGGGUCCAAAUGGACAAUAUCAUGGCUACAAACUAUUCAAAGGUUCUGGAAUAAAUUUAAUGUAUAUAAAGCACGAGAUGCCACUUCACAAUCCAAAUUUGCCAGCGAAAGAUAUUUCCUCCGUGCCUCAGAUACUACGUACCAUGGAGGAUAAUGACUUAGAAGAUAACUCUCUGAUUUUAAUUAUCAACUAUAAUUCCCAUUUUUCCGCUCAUCCGCCAUCAAAAUUCAGGGAACGGAUACGAUAUUUAGCAAUAGCCAUUGAAAGUUUUCUGAGCAGAAAACCAAGAACUAAAAUACUCUUUAAAGGACCACAUCUUUGUAUAAACGAUGCACGUUGGUUUGAUCCGAGAAUUUCAUUGCUUUAUAAACAAAUUGUUAGAGAAGAGUUUUCAAAACUAAUGAAUAAUGUGAUAUACCUGGAUGUUUGGUCAAUUUCCGUUGCCCACAACCACGAACAACUUCACCCAUACGGAGAUGCGUUCUUCAGUCAAAUUAAUCAAUUAAUGGCUUACAUAUGCUGA
Messenger RNA from Mercenaria mercenaria, 1422 nucleotides. Its product is annotated as NXPE family member 3-like. Lineage: Eukaryota; Metazoa; Mollusca; Bivalvia; Venerida; Veneridae. The coding region runs from base 19 to 1422 and encodes 467 amino acids. The transcript has a single exon. The record is from RefSeq and is a predicted model, not a curated record.